Messenger RNA from Bactrocera tryoni, 1228 nucleotides. Its product is annotated as lipase member H-A-like. The transcript is spliced from 7 exons. The record is from RefSeq and is a predicted model, not a curated record. Bases 1 to 954 code for a protein of 317 amino acids. Lineage: Eukaryota; Metazoa; Arthropoda; Insecta; Diptera; Tephritidae. Gene Ontology annotation, molecular function: lipase activity.
AUGAAAAGCGAGAUUGGCGCAGAUGAAAAGAUUGCAAUUGUGGAUCCGGCGAUAGAAUGCAAUAGACUCAAUUGUUUGCUAGAUUUAGCACAACGGCAUGCUGAUGCUUCUAUGAAAUCAUCUCGUCAUGGGAUUGCUCUGAAUAUACAUAAUCCCUUAACUUUAUUCAAAGGAGAUUUUAAUCCACAUCGGGAAACAGCAUUUAUUGUACACGGUUUCAAUGGUACCGCAGUUGAUGUGCAUUUGCAGUUUCUAAAAGAUGCAUAUUUAUCUCGUGACUUUAAUGUUAUCACUGUAGAUUGGCGGCCAUUAACACGCUAUCCAUGCUACUUACAUGCUUUGAUUAACACCCGCUUGACGGCCCAAUGUACUGCGCAGGUUUAUUCUUUCCUCACGCAUCAUGGGGCAGCUCGUGAAAAAAUCACGUGCAUUGGGCAUUCCCUUGGUGCCCACAUUUGCGGUAUGAUUUCCAACCAUUUAUCGAUAAAACAGCAUCGUAUUAUCGGUCUUGAUCCCGCACGACCACUCAUCGAACGUAAAAAAAAUCACAUCUUCAGAUUAUCCAUAGAUGAUGCAAGUGUUAUACAGGUGAUUCACACCAAUGCAGGUUUCUUGGGCCAGGAAGAGAAUAUAGGUCAUCUGAACUAUUGCAUUAAUGGUGGCAGAUUUCAACCAUUUUGCAAGGGAAAUCCUAUAAGACGGUCCCGUUGUUCGCAUUUUUUAAGUAUUUGCUUCCUCGCCAGUGCUAUGUUCAAACAUAAAAAAUUUGUUGGCGUUUCCUGCCCAAAUGGCUGUAAAGAAGGGUCUCAACAUAUUCCGGUUAGUGCGAAAAAUCCUUUUGGAGUUGUUACACAAACGAAAGAAUAUAAUAUUGGCAAUGAUGCCCCUGACGACGCGAGAGGUUGCUACUGCAUCGACAUGCCGUUUGUAAAACAUUGCCCAUUCAAUGACUAGGAUUCGAUACAAUCAUCGAUGUGUGCAUGUAUAUAAUAUUAUACUUAUUUAAGAUAAUUGUACGAAAUUAAGACUUUAAUAACGUUAUUUAUUUAAUAAUUUACGUUAAUUACUGUAAAAUAAGGAUAGUAAUUUUGCAGGAAUGUGGCUAUAAGAAAUACAUAAAUAUAACCAAUUCUAAGUACAAAAGGAAUUUCCAUAUAACAAUUGUAAAUGAUUGAUUUUAACCAAAAUUCUUUUAUUAAUAUUAUAUUACAGCUUUUAUCUAUUUACU